CAUGAUCACAGAACUCUGUCUCCAGUGCUGCACACAGACGGGCACCUCUCAGUACCCGAGCAUUUGAAACAAAAUAGGCAAAAUAAAGGAGAAGAACACUCAGCCCCGAGUAGGGAUUAAAAGAAGAGAGGAAUAUUCACUCUUAUUUCUGAGCCCUCAAAAGAUAUCGUUCGCUUGCUAUAUCUUAACGCCCUGCAUAGAGAGUAUUUUAAUCUAUGUAUGUAAUAUGUAUACGCACGUUAUAAUGCGCGCUAGCAUUGGAUUAGUAGGUUUCUGCCUGGUUGCCUUUGUCCAACAGCCAGCUCGCGCUUUGGGAAGCAAAUCCUCUCAAGAUGUGGACGAGUGUGCCGAGGCUCUGGAUAACUGCAGCAUCGAUGCCAUCUGUCAGAACACCCUAAAGUCAUACAAAUGCAUCUGCAAAUCGGGCUACACGGGCGACGGCAAGCGCUGCGGAGACAUCGACGAAUGUGAAAGUGAAUAUAACGGAGGCUGUGUGCACGAGUGCAUCAACAUCCCGGGAAACUACAGGUGCACCUGCUACGAUGGCUUCCGUCUGGCCCACGAUGGCCACAACUGCUUGGACGUGGACGAGUGCUCAGAGGGGAACGGCGGAUGCCAGCAGAUCUGCGUCAACAUGAUGGGCAGCUAUGAGUGCCGCUGUCGAGAAGGCUUCUUCCUGAGUGACAACCAGCACACCUGCAUCCAGAGGCCAAAAGAAGGACUGAAGUGCAUGGAUAAGAACCACGGCUGUGCCCACAUCUGCAGAGAAACACCCAAAGGAGGCAUUGCUUGUGAGUGCAGGCCAGGGUUCCAGCUCACCAAAAACAUGAGGGACUGCAAGUUGACGUGUAACUAUGGCAAUGGGGGUUGCCAGCACACCUGCGAGGACACAGACCAGGGGCCCAAGUGCGGCUGCCACAUGAAGUUCGCCCUGCACUCUGACGGAAAGACAUGUGUAGGGGAAAGGAGUAUCCAGCAGCAGGCAGUCCCCCAGCUGUUACCCAAUGAAACGUGCGCUGUGAAUAACGGAGGCUGUGACAGCACGUGUCAUGACGCAGUGACUGGAGUACGCUGCAGCUGUCCCGUGGGCUUCACCCUGCAGCCUGACCGCAAGACCUGCAAAGACAUAGACGAGUGUCGGCUGAACAACGGGGGAUGUGACCAUGUAUGCCGAAAUACGGUGGGCAGUUUCGAGUGCAGCUGCAAAAAGGGCUACAAGCUGUUGACCAAUGAGAGGACCUGCCAAGAUAUAGACGAGUGCUCCUUUGAUCGAGCCUGCGACCACUCCUGCGUCAACUCCCCCGGAAGCUUCCAGUGUUUCUGCCACAAAGGAUAUGUCCUUUAUGGCCUUGCACACUGUGGAGAUAUUGAUGAGUGCAGUAUUAACCGUGGGGGUUGUAAGUUUGGCUGUAUCAACACGCUGGGCAGCUACGAUUGUACCUGCCCACCUGGAUACAAACUCCACUGGAACAAAAAGGACUGUGUCGAGCUGGUGAAAUGCGUCUCCAGUUUAGUAUCUCCCAAGGCAACUCUGACCUGUAGCAAAACUGGGAAAAGAGAGAGCUGCUCCCUCACCUGUGCCUCUAAAGCUCACUAUCUGGCAGAGUCUGAUAGCAGCUAUACAGUGAGCUGUGGAAUCCCAAUACUACGAGGGAAAACACCCACCAGACUCAACACCAGCUACAGCCACAGCUGCAUAGAGACUCUGGCCCCUCCAGUGAAGCAGACCACCUCCUUCAAGAUCAAAGACGCAAAGUGCCACCUGCACCCCAAGCUGAAGGGGCGGGUGGACGAGGGGGGGCGCACGCUCGGGCCAGGAGGCGCGCAGCCCUGCACUAACUGCCUGGUCACAUUCGUCAACCUCAAGUGCGACUCGUCCAAGAAGACCAAAGGUCGGCGUGCCCGCAACCCCAGCAGUAAGGAGGUGACCCGCAUCACCCUGGAGCUGGAGGCCGAGGUGAAGGCAGGUGACACCACAGGAAGCUGCAACCUGAGCUGUCUGCGGCAGCGAAUGGAGAAGCAGGUCAAGUCCUACAUCAAGGCCCUGAAGAAGUCCAUCAACCAGGAGCGUUUCCUCAUCCGCGUGGCCGGCCUGGAGUACGAAGUGGCUCAGAAGCUGCCGCAGGUGGGAGAGAGGCAGGAGAACUGUGGACCAGGACGGGAGAAGGACAGCGGCCGCUGUGUCAGAUGUUUGCCCGGGUCCUACUACCAUGGUGAGCAGGAUCGCUGCAUCCAGUGCCCUCCAGGUACCUUCCAGGAGAGGGAGGGACAGUUAGCCUGCGACCUGUGCCCUGGCAGCGACGGGCACGGCCCUGUCGGUGCCCGCAACAUCACUUCCUGUGCAGGCCAGUGCCCGACUGGGUACUACUCCAGCGACGGGUUUAAGCCCUGCCAGCCGUGCCCGCAGGGCUCCUACCAGCCUGACCCAGGCCGCACUCUCUGCUUCCCCUGUGGAGGGGGGCUGAGUACCAAACGGGAAGGGGCCAGCUCCUUCCACGACUGCGAGGCCAAAGUCCAGUGUUCUCCUGGGCAUUACUACAACACCACGGUUCAUCGGUGCAUUCGCUGCCCUCUCGGCACAUACCAGACUGAGUUCCGGCAGAACUACUGUAUCUCCUGCCCUGGCAACACCACCACCGACUUUGAUGGAGCCACCUCUGUUUCCCAGUGCAAGAACAGGGAGUGUGGGGGAGAGAUGGGCGAGUUUACUGGCUAUAUUGAGUCACCCAACUAUCCAGGAAACUACCCCGCUAAUGUGGAAUGCACCUGGAACAUCAACCCCCCACCUAAACGCAAGAUUCUCAUCGUGGUGCCAGAGAUAUUCCUGCCCUCAGAGGAUGAGUGUGGAGACGUACUGGUUAUGAGGAAGAACUGGUCGGCCAGCUCCAUCACCACGUAUGAGACGUGCCAGACGUACGAGCGGCCCAUCGCCUUCACCGCCCGCUCCCGCCGCCUCUGGAUCAACUUCAAAUCCAAUGAGGCCAACAGUGCCCGUGGCUUCCAGAUCCCAUACGUCACCUAUGACGAGGACUAUGAACAGCUGGUGGAGAACAUUGUGAGGGAUGGAAGACUCUAUGCCUCUGAAAACCACCAAGAAAUCCUCAAGGAUAAAAAGUUGAUAAAGACCCUGUUCGAUGUGCUGGCCCACCCACUCAACUACUUCAAAUACACCACCAGGGAGUCCAACGAGAUGCUGCCCCGCUCCUUCAUACGCCUCAUCAGCAGCAAAGUCUCAGAAUUCCUGCGGCCAUACAAGUAGUCCCCAGACCCCGCCCUCCCCAACACCAACAGGCCCCGCCCCGUACCUGCAGGGCUCCUAGCAACAAGACAACACGGAACUUUUACUUUUUCCAGCGGCUUUGAAAACAUACUUCACUAUGCAGACUUUCAUGUUUGGCUUUGUUUUUUUUCUUGUUUGUUUCUCCUGCUCCUCCCUCCCUCCAUGCUGCCACUCCCGGCAGAGCACCUCCCAUCAAAAUCACGUCACACUUAGACUUAGUAAGACUUUUGUGUCCUGUAUGAAUAUUUGUGUUUAUGUGGUUGUUUUGUUUUUGUUUGUGUUAUCUUUCCUACCUGAGAAGAACCCCCCUGACCCCCACCUAGCAUUUGGCUGCUAUUUGCAGUUGGGUCAACUGUCACACUCCUAAAAUAAUAAUCUCUUAUUACAGUAAUAAGGGAGUAUUAAACAUUUCAAAAGAAAUGUCGUGCUUAGCCAUGGUGAGGGAGAAGCAAAAUGCUUUUCUUUUCAUCAGAGUAUUUCAUUAGGAGUACUUUGACAAGCAAGCAGUGAUGAAUUAUGAAUUAUGAAUAUUAAAAGAUGAAUGUACUGGCCAUUUGGUAUGCCCUGUUAAUGGGAUCUACACCUGGCAUGUACUGUACAGUGCAAUCUCUAAGGAUUUGGACAGUGGUACAAUUUCUGUUUUUUUGGCUCUCUACUCCAGCACAUUGGAUUUGAAAUGAAAUGAGGUGCAGACUGUCACAGCCAUGGAGUGUAUACUUUUCAUGCAUAUUCCCUCCAUUUUAGGGGAACAAAAGUAAUUGGACAGUUGGCCUCUCAGCUGUUUCUGAUUAGUCAGUGUAUUCAAUCGCUUCCAUAGUGCACGUAUGAGAAAGCUUUCAGUAUCUAGUCUUGAUUCUAGGCUUUUGAUUGCCUUUGAAGUCUGUUUUUGCCAUUUGUCAAGACCAGUGUCCUCAUGAGCCAAUGACAGUGAAGGAAGCAAUUAUGAGGGUGAGAAAUGGGAAAAAAAAUUGAGACAUACGCCAAACAAUAUGCUUACCAGAAGAAAUUGUUAAGAACAACAUUGAAGUGUAAAGGUAUGCAAAUAUGUGAAUGUCUGCAAACUACAUUGAAUGGCGUUAUUAUGGUAUGUAUUAAACAUCAGUAAAAUUUGAGAAACCAAAUGCAUUGCAGUAUCAAAUUAUAUCAGUCCAAACAUUUCCAUCUGUCCCUUUGUGGGGAUUAAAUGGGUGGUUACUGUAUUACCAGGAUGGCUGUUCAAGUGGAAAAACGUUUUGGUGUUUUUGCUACCCAACGGUGUUCUUUCCUCCCAACGGUGUGCAACGUUUUGCAACGGGCGUCAAGUUAUAUUUUCUGCCAUUUGGUGGGUGUUUAAAUAAAUGCUUUUCUACGAUUUGUCGGGGCUGAAUGUGACCCAGACUCUAUUGGGUCGGGUCUUUGAUGACAUCAAGUAUUCCCUGACCAAUAAAUGUUCCAGUCUCAUUGUAUAUCUCCUCCCAUAGUUUCAUGGGAUUUGUAUAUAGAGAUUUUUUAUAGAUAGAUUUGUAGCAUGAGCUAUGUGGCAUAAUGGUGGUGUAGUGGAUCGCCACACAACAACAAUGUCAAGGGUUCGAAUCCCAACUGGGUGGCUUUUCUGUGUGGAGUGCCCUUUCUGUUUUCAGCUCUUAAUCCCUCUGCCAACCUUAUCCAUCCCCCAGUCUCCCACCAAUACAAUUUACUUGUGGGUGGUAGAUUUUGGGAGGAGUUGAGGAGAGAGGAGGUGGGGUGGUGAGGCAGUCCGGAUCACACCCAGACAAUCCUGACAUUUUCAAUACAGAAUUUAUCACUGACUUGAAAGCAACUUUACAGUCACUUUAAGAGGAAAGAGAGCACUGGUGAUCUUAGUAAUUACAAAGGACAUGGUAGAGCAAAUAAGAACUAUACAGUAGAUGGACCAAGAAUUUAUGCCGUAAUGAAGCAAACCCCCCCAAACUCCUGUCCAACUGAUCGGAAACACUCCCCAAGGGGCAGUUGUGGAUGUGUCAGUAACUACUGUCCACAGAAGACCACAAACAGAGACUACACUGCAAGAUGCAAACCACAAGAUGUUAGCCGCAAAAACAGGAUGGCCAGGUUACAGCUUGCUAAGAACCUAAAAGAGCCCGCAGAGUUCUGGAAAAAGGUCUUGUGGACAGAGAAGACCAAGAUUGACUUGCGUCAGAGUGAAGGCAAGAGCAAAUUGUGGAGGCUAAAAGGAACUGCUCAAGAACCAAAGCACUUAUUCUCAUCUGUGAAACAUGGGCUGUAGUUUACCCUGAUCACCCUGUAUAGAUGCAAAUACCCUAAAAUUAAAAGUGACAGUAUGCCCUUUAAUCUCACAUUCAUUGUUCCAUUUCAAAUCAAAUGUGCUGGAGCCAAAUGAACAGAAAUUGUACCACUGCCCAAAUGUAUUACUGACUGCUCUGUAUGAACAGGCCUCCCUACAAGAGUGUAUUGUAAUGGAAAUACAGCUGCCAGUUCCAGCCCAGCUCCAGCUCUUACCAAGUCCCAAGUCAUUUAUCCUUUAAUAAUUGUAUGAUAUUCUAUGACCUCUACCAUUCUCUUCUAAAGUAGGGUCUUUUCUUUCUUUCCACAAUUCAUACAUUUCAUAGCAUUCAAAGCCAAAUGUUAUGAGCUCUUAGAGCAAUUUUCUUAUUAAGAUAUUGCUGUAAAACAGUUAUUUUUUGUAUCUGUUCUAUUUGUUUGGAUUGUAUUAUUGUCUGUUGCUUACUUUUAGAACUAUUACUUUAUAUUCCAAUUAACUAACUUAUCAAAGCGAAGACAUAGGAUUGUUUUUUUUUUGUUUGUUUUUUUCGAACAUAAAAUGAUAAAAUCUUUGGGAAAAGGAACAGAGCUGUAAGUGUGGGGGCAGCGUUGUCAUGGUGCUCCACACUGUGAACUGUCUUUGCUGCUCACUCCGAAAGGUCACUUUAAAACGUCAGUCCCAUCUUUUGACCUUGUGUUUCAGCCUCCUUCCCUCAGAAAACACAUCAUUGCUGUAAAAGGUUGCAUUUAAAGCGGCGAUUAAAGGAUAGACCGGAUUCUGGCACACGUAGGCAGGUCAGUUAUGGAUGACAGUCGAGCUAUGAUCCCAAGACCGCACUAAUGUGCUUAUUUUGCAUGCUGUGGAAGGACAUGCUUUCUAUGGUAAAGCAGUUUUAUUGUUUUCAUUAAAUAUUGUAACUGACAAACAGGCUUAGACGAGGGUUGCGCCAGAGGGUUGACUUCCCCAGAGCACAACCCUAAAUUAUGUACUGCCCCCGCCCCACCCAUCCUACUACUCACUAAUUCCAAAGAAGACAUAACUUCUCCCCUUCCCUCUAUCUCAAAACUAUUCUGUCCCAUUAAAACCAGCUCUUCCAAAGACUGCCCCCAAUGGCAGGACAAAUUAUUAUCUUGUGCACUAGAUCAAGACCUGUCACCCUACCUUUGUUGUAUGUGCAAUGAAUUUAGUCCCCAUAUAUCCUUUCCUGUGCGUAAAAAACCAAGAACAAUAUUUAAAACUGCCAAAACUGUAUAAUGGAAUGUCUUAAUUUUAUGUUUAAAAAGAAUUUAUUCUUAGGAGUAAUUAUAAAAUAUAGUGACUAGAUUUUGGUUUUGCCUUUUAAAAAAGAAAAAAAAAUAUUGCAUCCCUUACACUGAAAUUUACACAAAAGAUUGAAUAAUCAACAAUAUAAGUGUACAUAAAUGUAUUUCGGAAUCGACACCAGUUAUAUUUUGAGAACGACUAAUUGUUUUUGAGAUGCCAUUUGAACAGAAAAUGUAUUUCUGUACUUCAGUAUUUGCUUUCAUAUUUUCAGGAGUCAAUACGUACUUUAAUCCAGAUCAUGGUUUUCAUUGUGAAUAAAGAAGAUAUAACUCUGGGUGGUGCACCCUUCAUCAUUCACCAAACAGUGAUCUGUGUAAUCAUUGCUGGUUCAAAGACAAAAAAGGCAAGGAUGUUGGACUCCCGGACUGACUUCAGUAGAGGCACAGCUAGUUGUCCUUGUCAUGCUCACCCAUUAGUAAAGCUGAAGCUUUAGUAGAAAUGCCAUUGAUGUAUUCUUUUGAAUGUUCAGAAGGGCAACCUUCAAAUUUUAUUAUGUUGCCUCCGGUAUUUAUAUCUGCUUUGUUUUUGGUUAUUUCUUUAUAGAUAUCAUAAUUCCACCCAUCCCUCUUCCCACCUCUUUCACCACCACUCCCUGCUCCUGUCUCCUAUUCGUCCCCUUUCCCUGCAGACUCACAGAUCCCCCUCAUCCUUUUCUGAAACUGAACACAUGGAUAUGUUUUUUUUUUUUGUUGGUUUGGUUGUUUGUUUCUUUUUUUGCUUUUUAAAAUAAGAGUUUGCUAUGAUUUAUCAUAGAGUCUAUAAUGGUAUUUGCACUUGAAAGUUGUUAUUGCUCAUGUAAAAAGUGUCUGGAUUUUGUAUUUUGUCUUUUUUUAAAUGAAUGGAAUUGGUGUUCUUAA
Messenger RNA from Conger conger (European conger), 7702 nucleotides. RefSeq names its product signal peptide, CUB domain, EGF-like 3 (gene scube3). Bases 227 to 3259 code for a protein of 1010 amino acids. The transcript has 23 exons. NCBI's taxonomy places the organism in Eukaryota, Metazoa, Chordata, Actinopteri, Anguilliformes, Congridae. Gene Ontology annotation, biological process: signal transduction. Gene Ontology annotation, molecular function: calcium ion binding. Gene Ontology annotation, cellular component: cell surface. The record is from RefSeq and is a predicted model, not a curated record.